Messenger RNA from Cyclospora cayetanensis, 1308 nucleotides. RefSeq lists its product as uncharacterized. The record is from RefSeq and is a predicted model, not a curated record. NCBI's taxonomy places the organism in Eukaryota, Apicomplexa, Conoidasida, Eucoccidiorida, Eimeriidae. The coding region runs from base 1 to 1308 and encodes 435 amino acids. The transcript is spliced from 4 exons.
AUGACACGUCUUGGCGUAUGUGCACUCGCUGUGGCCCUGGCUACAGGCCACUCUCUGGCUGUUCCUGUGCCCUCUAUCAUCGAGCGUGCAAUGCAUCGCUUUGAGGAGUCUCAGGCUCUGCAGGACACUAAAAUUCCCAUCGAGCCUGCGAGCAGCACCCCUACUGACACUUUUGACAACCCUCCAGACACCCCUGAGCAGGUGCUUGACAGUUUUCUGAAGGCUGUGCAGAAGCAGUUGCAAAUGCAAGAAACUCUCAUCAGGCAGCUAGCACACGAUGUCUUGAAUUACUUGAAAGAGCUACAACAAUCCUGGGAAAAUGCUCAAUCCUCCGACUUCGGCAGGGUCACCGAGAUGAUGGAAAUGAUCAGCGGCCGCAUGAAGACUGCCCAAAAAGAAGCCGAUAAUCUGGCUAGCAAAACGAAAACCGAGGCAGAGAUUCGCAGUGAAACUAUCAAAUUUCUAAACGAGGUGCGUGUACAGGAUGCAGUUGUCGACGCUUUGUGGGCAUCUCUGCGUGGCAUUCAAACUAGCACGUGGAUGGCUGGUGCCGAUGGUACUGGUGAGAAGGACUUAUUUUCGAUUGCGAAUCAAGCUGCAGAGGACUUUCUUAGCCGUAUGUAUCAAAACCUUCAUGCUGCUGGCAUGGCUGAGGAGGACAUUGUCAAGUUUCUGCCGAAGGGGGGGCUUGAGAGAGACCAAAAUCGUAAACGGGAUAUGCAGGCCUACGGCCAUGGACAUGGGUAUGGCCAUGGAUAUGGCCAUGGAUAUGGUCAUGGAUAUGGCCAUGGGUAUGGCCAUUGGUAUGGACACCGUUAUCCAGGAUACGGUUAUGGCUACCCAGGAUACGGCUAUGGCUACCCAGGAUACGGCUAUGGCUACCCGGGAUACGGCUAUGGGUAUCCAGGGAUCUGCUGGGGUCCGACCUGCUUGACUACUCAGGAGUGUGUUGUGAAUGCUGCCAGCGGUGCAGACCGGGGACUCAAGGGCGCCGCUGUUAUACCCGUCGACCUCUGGAGACAUACUUUAUCAUGUCUUAGCGAAGCUGCUGCUACUUUUACAGGGGUUGCUGUGUUCUCUGCACAAGUUUCGACAUCUGUCAGCGAAGUAAGCAUUAGUAGGGACCACCUUUCCAGUACGAAUGCGUUUGUGUGCGUUUCCGAACUUGUCACUAGCUGUGUUACACUGGAUGAUUGCGAAAAAAUUAAUUUUAAAACAAAUAACCUCUUUUUAGAGACUUUCCCUGUUCUAGAACCUUUAUAUGUACCAAAAGACAGGGACAGUUGCUCUGCUGGUGGGGGAUUCUAG